AUGACAUCUGAUGCCGACGAAGCGUCUGACACCGGCAGGACGUCUGGCACCGACGAGAUAGGACAUCUGAUGCCGACGAGACAUAUGAUAGUCGUCGACGAGCAUUUCGUUGUGCGGAUCCCUGACACCAUGACCUUUGACAAGUGUGCCCCACUGCUUUGUGCUGGCAUCACUGCAUACAGCCCAUUGAAGUAUUUUGGACUCAAUGAACCAGGGAAGCAUGUUGGGGUGGUCGGCCUUGAAGGGGGAGCUACCAAUUGCUGGUUUGUUUGUUUUACUUGUUGGUCUUUCGAUGAAAUGAAUUGCAUGGAUCUACCUAUAGGUGGGAAAAUUGUGGCGGGGGUUUGCAUUGGAGGAAUGAAGGAUACCCAGGAGAUGUUGGACUUCGCUGCAAAGCACAACGUAACAGCAGAGAUUGAGCUCAUCGGUAUGGAUUACGUGAACAAGGCAAUGGAGCGACUUGCCAAGGCAGAUGUCAGAUAUCGAUUUGUCAUUGAUAUCGCCAACACCUUGACAACUGCUCACAUUUGGAGUUCCAAAGAUAGCUAUAUAUGUACCAUUAUUUCGGACUUUCUGGUUGCUAUUAUUAUGUUCUCUCCAUGCAGUUGGAUUGUUGUUCGUUAUUCUAUCCUAAGUUUGUCUUACCACAUUAUAUCUUUGUCAUAUGAGAUUUUGGGAUAG
Molecule: messenger RNA, 681 nt
Organism: Elaeis guineensis (African oil palm)
Lineage: Eukaryota; Viridiplantae; Streptophyta; Magnoliopsida; Arecales; Arecaceae
Source: RefSeq, a predicted model, not a curated record